UGAAAAUUGCUGUAGUUUAGCCUGUGACGCUUAUGAUUAGAGCCAACAAUUUGAAAUGGCCAGCUCACCUGAUGCAGUCGUCUCUUCUCCGCCAGCUUUCUUAAGGUCUGAAUGCUGAACGGCUUGAAACACUUCUGUGGGACUUGUGUGGAAGAACAUAUACACAGCAAAAUGCCCAGUGCACAUGUUUUCACAACUAUAACAACAGAUGACAUCAUGCUCAGUGUAUGAACCCCUUAAAAGCAUCAAUCUUCUGAGAGCUGAUCAUGAAACCCUGUGGGAUAAACUGGAUUAUUAUUACAGAAUCGUCAAGUCGACGGUGCUGCAGUACCAGAGUCCCACCACGGGCCUCUUUCCCACCAAGACCUGCGGCGGCGCCCGCGAGGCCAAGGUCCAGGACAGCCUGUACUGCGCUGCCGCCGCCUGGGCCGUGGCCCUCGCGUACAGGCGCAUUGACGACGACAAGGGGAGGACCCACGAGCUGGAGCACUCGGCUGUGAAGUGCAUGAGAGGGAUUCUCUACUGCUACAUGCGGCAGGCCGAUAAGGUCCAGCAGUUCAAGCAAGAUCCACGCCCAACAACUUGUCUCCACUCGGUUUUCAACGUGCGGACAGGGGACGAGGUCCUGUCCUAUGAGGAGUACGGUCAUCUGCAGAUCAACGCGGUGUCCCUCUACCUCCUGUACCUGGUGGAGAUGAUCUCCUCGGGUCUGCAGAUCAUCUACAACACGGACGAGGUCUCUUUUAUUCAAAACCUCGUGUUCUGCGUGGAGAGAGUGUACCGCGUGCCGGACUUCGGUGUCUGGGAGAGAGGGAGCAAAUACAACAACGGCAGCACGGAGCUGCAUUCCAGCUCCGUGGGCUUAGCAAAAGCAGCUCUCGAAGCGAUCAAUGGAUUCAACCUCUUUGGCAACCAGGGCUGCUCGUGGUCGGUCAUAUUCGUGGACCUCGACGCUCACAACCGCAACCGGCAGACGCUGUGCUCGCUGCUGCCCCGAGAGUCGCGAUCCCACAACACAGACGCCGCCCUGCUGCCCUGCACCAGCUACCCUGCCUUCGCGCUGGACGAUGAGGCGCUCUUCCUGCAGACACUGGACAAAGUGGUUCGGAAGCUGAAGGGGAAGUACGGGUUCAAGCGUUUCUUGAGAGACGGGUAUAGAACAUCACUGGAAGACCCCAACAGACGCUACUACAAACCAGCCGAAAUUAAGCUAUUUGAUGGCAUUGAAUGUGAAUUCCCCAUAUUUUUCUUGUACAUGAUGAUUGAUGGGGUUUUCAGAGGCAACCCUAAGCAAGUGCAGGAGUACCAGGACCUCCUGACCCCGGUUCUUCACCAGACCUCAGAAGGUUAUCCGGUCGUCCCAAAGUACUAUUACGUGCCAGCCGAUUUCGUAGAACUUGAGAAAAGAAACCCUGGUAGUCAGAAGCGGUUUCCUAGCAACUGUGGCCGCGAUGGAAAGCUGUUUCUUUGGGGACAAGCCCUUUAUAUCAUCGCAAAACUCCUGGCCGAGGAGCUAAUCAGUCCUCAGGACAUCGACCCCAUCCAGCGCUACGUCCCGCUGCGGAGUCAGCGCAACGUGAGCAUGCGGUUUUCCAAUCAGGGCCCCCUGGAGAACGACGUGGUGGUCCACGUGGCACUCAUAGCGGAAAGCCAGCGCCUUCAAGUUUUCCUCAACACGUACGGAAUUCAGACGCAGACUCCUCAGCAGGUGGAACCCAUUCAGAUCUGGGCCCAGCAGGAGCUUGUGAAGGCCUAUUUCCAUCUGGGCGUCAACGAGAAGCUCGGACUCUCGGGGAGGCCGGACAGGCCCAUCGGCUGCCUCGGCUCCUCAAAGAUCUACCGCAUUCUGGGGAAGACUGUGGUCUGCUACCCCAUCAUCUUCGACCUGAGCGACUUCUACAUGUCCCAGGACGUCCUGCUGCUGAUCGACGACAUAAAGAACGCUCUGCAAUUCAUCAAGCAGUACUGGAAAAUGCACGGGCGCCCCCUCUUCCUCGUCCUCAUCCGGGAGGACAACAUCAGAGGUAGCCGGUUCAACCCCAUCCUGGACAUGCUGGCAGCUUUCAAGAAAGGAGUGGUCGGAGGGGUCAAAGUGCACGUCGACCGUCUGCAGACGCUGAUAUCCGGCGCGGUGGUGGAACAGCUGGACUUCCUGCGCAUCAGCGACACGGAGCAGCUUCCAGAAUUUAAGAGUUUUGAGGAACUGGAGCUUCCCAAACAUUCAAAAGUCAAACGACAGAGCAGCGCCUCCAACAGUCCUGAGCUGGAGCAGCAGCCAGAUGUCACCGUGGCCGAAUGGAAGAACAGACCCACCCAGGACGUCCUGCGGAAACUGCAAGACUGCAGCUGUCUGGCAAGCCAGGUCAUCCUGCUGGGCGUCCUGCUCAAGAGGGAAGGCCCCAACUUCAUCACGAAGGAAGGUACCGUUUCCGAUCACAUCGAGAGAGUCUAUAGAAAAGCUGGCAGCAGAAAGCUUUGGUCGGUUGUACGCCACGCAGCAAGCCUCUUAAAUAAAGUAGUGGACAGCCUGGCCCCCUCCAUUACUAACGUUUUAGUGCAGGGCAAACAGGUAACUCUGGGUGCCUUCGGGCACGAGGAGGAGGUGAUAGCGAACCCUCUGUCCCCGAGAGUGAUCAAGAACAUCAUCUACUACAAGUGUAACACCCAUGACGAGCGGGAGGCGGUCAUCCAGCAGGAGCUGGUCAUCCACAUCGGCUGGGUCAUCUCCAACAGCCCCGAGCUGUUCAGUGGCAUGCUGAAGAUACGCGUGGGCUGGAUCAUCCACGCCAUGGAGUACGAGCUGCAGAUCCGUGGAGGCGACCAGCCAGCCGCAGACUUGUAUCAGAUGUCACCCAGUGCGGUCAAGCAGCUUCUGAUGGACAUCCUCCAGCCCCAGCAGAAUGGAAGAUGUUGGCUGAACAGGCGUCAGAUCAACGGGUCCCUGAACAGGACGCCCGCGGGGUUCUACGACCGGGUGUGGCAGAUUCUGGAGCGCACGCCCAAGGGCAUCGUGGUAGCGGGGAAGCACCUGCCGCAGCAGCCCACCCUGUCCGACAUGACCAUGUACGAGAUGAACUUCUCUCUGCUGGUUGAAGACAUGCUGGGGAACAUCGACCAGCCCAAGUACAGGCAGAUCAUCGUGGAGCUGCUGAUGGUGGUGUCCGUCGUCCUGGAGAGAAACCCCGAGCUCGAGUUCCAAGACAAAGUGGAUCUGGACCAGCUGGUGAGAGAAGCAUUUCAGGAAUUUCAAAAAGACGAGAGUCGACUAAAGGACGCCGAGAAACAAGAGGACGACAUGACCUCCUUCUACAACACGCCCCCGCUGGGACGGAGGGGGACCUGCAGCUACCUGAUGAAGGUGGUGAUGGAUUCGCUGCUGGCCGGAGAGGUCAAGCCCAGCAGCGACGACCCGUGCCUGGUCAGCUAGUGCGAGGGGGGCCUGGACACGCGCCUGCUAGGGGUAGGUGGAGUGUGGUGUGGAGCUGGAUGGAGGCCACCCAGAGCGCACGUCCUGCGGGGGCGGCUGCCCCCUGUGGCAGUCAUGGCCUCCCGCCUGCCGUAGCCAGUCGAACUAGGAAAUGCUUUGAAUCAGGUGAAAGACUUUCUCCUAUGACGCCGACUGCAGUCAUCCGACUGAAGGUAGACAGCGUCCGCGAAUGAAGAGUUCACCACUGCUUGUUGCGUGAUCACGUAGCUCAUCAGAAUCAACCGCUGCUUCCCACUUCCUGCCAGUGCAGUGACUUCGCCACGUGUGGGGCCCACUGGGCGGCACAGCUUGGGGGGCCCCUCACGCUGGAGCCGCUCAGCCAGCGCGGAAGCAGACCGGCCUGCGGCGGCCGCCCUCCCCGAGACGCGUUGCUGGCGGGGGUUCAGUGCACAGCGCUCCGCUCCUGUGUGCCCUGUGCACGCCCUGGGGUUGCAUCGUCCCGACUGCAGGGUGGGACUAAAACGAAUAAAUCUGAUCAAACGUUUA
This is a messenger RNA of Molossus molossus (Pallas's mastiff bat), 3973 nucleotides long. It is a transcript of the gene PHKB, whose product is annotated as phosphorylase kinase regulatory subunit beta. The transcript has 32 exons. The record is from RefSeq and is a predicted model, not a curated record. Gene Ontology annotation, molecular function: calmodulin binding. The coding region runs from base 209 to 3427 and encodes 1072 amino acids. Lineage: Eukaryota; Metazoa; Chordata; Mammalia; Chiroptera; Molossidae. Gene Ontology annotation, biological process: glycogen metabolic process. Gene Ontology annotation, cellular component: phosphorylase kinase complex.